Messenger RNA from Parus major (Great Tit), 2451 nucleotides. It is a transcript of the gene SSTR4, whose product is annotated as somatostatin receptor 4. Gene Ontology annotation, molecular function: somatostatin receptor activity; neuropeptide binding. Gene Ontology annotation, biological process: neuropeptide signaling pathway; cellular response to glucocorticoid stimulus. The record is from RefSeq and is a predicted model, not a curated record. The coding region runs from base 1 to 1245 and encodes 414 amino acids. Gene Ontology annotation, cellular component: neuron projection; membrane. Lineage: Eukaryota; Metazoa; Chordata; Aves; Passeriformes; Paridae. The transcript is spliced from 2 exons.
AUGACGGCCGGAGGAGCCGGCCGGCCGCGGAAAACCGGGAGCGAACGGAUCCGUGCCCAGCUCCCACGGCACGGCCAGAAGGAUGAGCCCAGGGAGAUGCCCAGACGGAGAAAGGAGGGGAAGAAAGUCUUCCCCCCAUCCCGGGAAAAUCCGGCCGUGGAUGUUUUCUCCCAGCAGAUCGCGGGCAUGGUGGUCCUGCAGUGCGUCUACGGCCUGGUGUGCCUGCUGGGGCUGCUGGGCAACGCGCUGGUCAUCUUCGUCAUCCUGCGCUACGCCAAGAUGAAGACGGCCACCAACAUCUACCUGCUCAACCUGGCCAUCGCCGACGAGCUCUUCAUGCUCAGCGCGCCCUUCGUGGCCACGGCGGCGGCGCUGCGGCGCUGGCCCUUCGGCCGCGCGCUCUGCCGGACCGUGCUGGGCGUGGACGGCCUCAACAUGUUCAGCAGCGUCUUCUGUCUGACCGUGCUCAGCCUGGACCGCUACAUCGCCGUGGUGCACCCGCUGCGUGCCGCCUCCUACCGCCGCCCGCGCGUGGCCAAGCUGGUCAACGGCGGCGUGUGGCUGCUGGCGCUGCUGGUGGCCUCGCCCAUCCCGGUGUUCGCCGGCACCGCCGUCACCCGCGACGGCCGCGCCGUGGCCUGCGACCUGCUCUGGCCCAGCCCGGCGUGGGCGGCCGCCUUCGUGGUGUACAGCAGCGCGCUGGGCUUUGUGCUGCCCGUGGUGGCCAUGGCGCUGUGUUACCUGCUGCUGGCCGGCAAGAUGCGCGCCGUGGCGCAGGGCGUGGGCUGGCGGCAGCGGCGGCGCUCCGAGGGCAAGCUGACGCGGCUGGUGGUCACCGUGGUGGCCAUGUUCGUGGUGUGCUGGCUGCCCUUCUACGUGGUGCAGCUGCUGGAGCUGCUGCUGCCCGGCCGGCUGGACGCCAGCGCGCACAACGCCUCGCUGCUGCUCAGCUACUCCAACAGCUGCGCCAACCCCAUCCUCUACGGAUUGCUCUCCGAGAAUUUCCGCAGCUCCUUCCAGGGCGUGCUGCGCCGCUGCCGCGCCGCCGGCCUGUGCUGCUGCCGAGGCGCCGACAGCGAGCCGGGGGACAGCGAGGACGAGGAGGAGCCCCUGGAUUACCGCGCCGCGCCCCGCGGCGACGCCAAGGGCUGCGCGUGUCCCCCCCUGCCCUGCCAGCAGCACCCCCUGCGCCCCCAGCCCUGCUGCGCGCCCGGGGCCCUCCUCCCCAAAACCACCCCCUUCUAGGGGAGCCCGGGGGCCGGGCCGAAAGGGGAUCCCGGACGGAGAGAACCCGCCGGGCCGGGGCCCGGUCGCGCCGCGCCGCUCUCCGAAAUAAAAAGCCAUAAGACUGGCCUGGGACGGAGCGAGUUCCGUGGAUUGAGGAGUGGUUAUUGCCGCGAUUCCGGCAGCUGGGAGCCUCCACCCGGCGUGGGGAGGAUCCCAAAACGUUCCGGAGAGUGAGGACCCCAUGAUUAAUAAACGAUGCGUUCCCGUUGCUUCCUGGGAGACGAGGAGACACACCGGGGAAAAUCCCAAGGGCCGUCAGCUCUGCUGAGUCCCCAGCAAAAUGAAACCCCGUGGAACACAACCCCCCUCCCCAAAAUUCCCAGGAUUUUAGCACGCCCCGGACCAAACUUCCACCAAAACAAACCAAACCAGGAGAACCGGGUUUUGGUGGGCUCAGAAGGCCGGGGUGAGGAACAGCGCGUGGGGGCAGCGUGGAACGAGCCACCUGCAGCUCAUUUGGGGUUUAACUUUGCCCUUGGAAUGCUGUCCAUUAUUUAUGUCUCAUUCCUUCCUUUUUAAUCCCACUGGGGAAGUAACCAGCCCUGAACGCUCCGGGGUUUUCCUGGAUUCCCGCAGGAAUUUUUGGGAAGGGGAGAAAGAACAUUCCCUGAGCAGUUCCUCUAAACCAGACUGGCAAAGCUUUAUUGGUGCCCACACGGAAUCUCCACGAGACAAUUCCAUCUGACAGGGUAAAAUUCCAACAAAUAAAUAAGGAUUUACAAACGGCCCCGGGGCGAGGGGGUGAGGAUAAAACAGGGAGUGCCGGGAAUUCGCGGGACUCCGACACCAUGAGGGAGGAAUUCGUGAUAAAACUCCGAAGUGGGAAUUUGAGAUUAGGAGGGAGGAGGAGAUUUUUGGGGGUGUGGUGGCAAAACCUCGGAUCCACCCAGGAACGAGCUGGGGUUUGAGCUGGAUAAGGAGGAAAGGUCCACGGGGAGCAGAUCCUGCAGGUGGGAUGGUGCCUCUUAGCAAGGUCUUUCCUCUCUCCAACCUCAUCCUUCCUUUCCCUUCCUUUUUCCUUGGAUAUUUUCCCAAGUGACGCCUUUCUAUUUUGUUAUCUCUUUCUGGAUAGUCAGGGAUAAUUAUGGAGAAUCGCAACAGCUCCCUCCUUCCCACUGCAGCCAAACUGUCCUAAAAUAAACCUGGCACAUCCACGGAUUUCCA